AUGGGAGUUCAUCACUGGCUCAUUGGAUUCCUGGGACUCCUCAGUAUUGUAUCAUGCCUCGGGGAUACACUUUUUGAUGCUAGUCAAGCCGAUGGAACGUCGGCGAGAUUUUCCACGACAUCGUCAGGCUCUGCCAGCAAGGGUUUCUUAGUGGAGUCAGAGCAACUACAGAAAGAUGCGUUUCGAGUAUUUGAAACAGACGAAGGAAAAGGUAACUUUUCCGCUGUGAACUUAGUGAUCGGUGAUAAUAACACCGAAACCAGCACAAUUAUCGUACAUCAAGGAAGCUCAGAUCCUAUCAUCCCUUCUGAACCGUCAAAUUCGAGCGUUUCGUUGUCAGAUGAUGCUGAUCCACUGGCUUCGCCUCAUGUUGACGAAGAGCAGAAUGACAACGACACAAAGAUUCCUUCCUUUGACGAGUGGAAAGAAAUCAGGCUCAGUCAAGAUUCCAAAAGGGAUAUACAUCCGAAUUUCAGAUCGGUUGAGUAUUCAGAUCCCUCUGGUUUCAAAAGUGAAACGAUCGGUGACGAACUAGAGAUUGAUGUCGGUCUUUUCACGUCCCAUGGGAGCAAUGCAGACGAGGAACCCGAGGGCAAGCUGUACAAACACAGAUUCAAUUACGCGUCUUUAGACUGUGCUGCUACAAUCAUUAAAACGAAUUCCGAGGCUUCAGGAGCAAACUCAAUACUUCAUGAGAACAAAGACAAGUAUCUUUUGACUCCAUGUUCUGCGUCAAGCAAAUUUGUGAUUAUAGAGUUAUGCCAAGACAUAUUGGUGGAACAGAUCGCCAUUGCAAACUACGAAUUUUUCUCGUCCACUUUUCAAACAUUGAGAUUCUCGGUAUCAGAUCGAUUCCCUCCAAAAAACGGAUGGAAGGUCCUAGGAGAGUUUAACGCAAACAAUACGCGGAACAUACAAGAGUUUGAUAUUCCAAAUCCCCUUAUUUGGGCAAGAUACGCCAGAGUAGAAGUGCUCUCGCACUUUGGGCACGAGUUUUAUUGCCCAAUAUCCGUUAUUAGAGUACACGGGAAGACGAUGAUGGAUGAUGUGAAGCUAGACGAGUUGGAAGAAAGAUAUAAUCAAGAGCAAGAGAUUGCAAGAAAUGUGGAGAAGAAAACGCAGGAGUGUAUCGAGGAAGAGAUGGCUGUUUUAUCCUCAGCUGGCGCUGCGUUGGAUAAAUGUCAGCUUCCAGAUUUUGCAUCAAAUCAAAAUUUGACUCCGAUCUCGAAAAUAGGGCUCAGGGUCGCACAAUGUCCAACGGUAUUACCGUACUUGGGCUUUGAUCAAUUUUUAAAAACCUAUAACCAAAGCAUAUGUGAUCCAUCAAAGUUUCAAAGUGCUCCUGACACAUCCAGUGCUCUACCAUCGUCCUCUACUGAAGAAUCCAUUUUCAAGACAAUUAUCAAGAGACUCACUCUUCUAGAGAGCAAUUCGACCUUGUCUUUGCGAUAUAUUGAGGAGCAGAGCAGGUUGAUAUCCAGAGCGUUUUCCAAUUCAGAGAAGAAUCAAGCUAGAAAGUUUGAUACUCUAGUCGACGCUCUCAAUCAAACCAUUUCGUCAAGCUUGGGAGAACUGACUGUUUUCUCACAACAACUUCGGGAAUCGUCUUUAAAGGCUUUGGAAGAUCAGAAAUUGUUAAACGAUCAGCUAGUAUCUGAAACCUUAGAGAGCCUCGAACGUGUGACAAGAGACGCCAAAUUUCAACAGCGAUUGUCUUACACUAUGCUAUUUGCUUUUGCAACUCUAUUAGUUUACGUUUUGUUGGCCAGAGAUUCAUAUGUGGAUGAAGCUCCGACAGACGACGGCUGGUAUUUGAAUUCUCCGCCACUACAAAAGGCCAAAAAUACUUUUUUGAUGAAAACAGUUAAUCAUGGGAAGCGUAAUGGACCGCUUGUUUUCGAGGCUGGCCGCGAGAACCAAGGCACUGAGUACAAAUCUGACGUUUCUGCGUCGACAUCUUCCGCCUCAUUGUAUGAAGAGUUUAGUUCUGGGGAUGAUCAAGUUGUUUUACUGGACACCACUCGCAAUAAAUUUGUCGGGAAGAGUAUUGAAGAAAAGAGUAUAAGGAACUAA
Messenger RNA from Lachancea lanzarotensis, 2073 nucleotides. RefSeq names its product LALA0S11e01970g1_1 (gene SLP1). The record is from RefSeq and is a predicted model, not a curated record. The transcript has a single exon. Bases 1 to 2073 code for a protein of 690 amino acids. Gene Ontology annotation, cellular component: membrane; cytoplasm. Gene Ontology annotation, biological process: protein folding in endoplasmic reticulum. Lineage: Eukaryota; Fungi; Ascomycota; Saccharomycetes; Saccharomycetales; Saccharomycetaceae.